AUGCAUCUAAAUAAUCUACUCGAUCCCAUUGUUCCAAUUGAAUCGGAAGAAGUCAUUGUUGCCAGCGGCGCAACUGCAAUAGGGAGCAUGCUUGGAUUCACCCUAGCUGAGCCAGGCGACGGCAUCUUAAUCAGCAGGCCAGCUUAUGGACGAUUCGAGCUUGAUUACGGUGUCGAAGCGGGUGUGCAGAUGGUAUAUGCAGACACCACUGUGGAGGAGGCAUUUGCUCCUUCUGUUGUCGAGAAGUAUGAAUUGGCCCUGAGAGAUGCUCGGGCGAGAGGUGUGCAGAUCCGGGCAUUGAUGCUAGUGAAUCCGCAUAAUCCUACCGGCCUUUGCUAUUCUGUUCAAACCCUGACGGAGAUUCUCAAGUUUUGCAAUAAGCACCAGCUUCAUCUGAUCAGCGACGAAAUUUAUGCUUCAUGCGUUUUCGAUUCCGGAGACCCAUAUGCCGUUCCAUUCACCUCUAUAUUAUCCCUCAGUACCCCGAAGCUGAUCAACCCUGACCUGGUGCACUUGUUGUACGGAUUCAGCAAGGACUUCGCGUCCGGCGGCCUCCACCUAGGCUUCCUUAUCACAAAGAACAAACCCCUACGCCAUUCCUGCAAUGCAAUCCUACGCCUCCACAGCGCCUCCACAGCAGCCGUAACAAUCGGAACCACCAUCCUCGAAGAUCAAGACUUCGUCCACAACUUCACUGCCAAAAGCCAACGAAGUCUUGCUUCAGCGUACCGAAUUGCAACAUCAACUCUUGCCCAGGAGGGCAUUAACUACAUCAAGGGAGGAAACGCCGGCUUCUUUAUAUAUAUCGACCUAUCACCCUAUCUUCCAAAAGAUAGCAGUAGUAAUAGCACGUCUCCGCCUGAAUUCGCCCUCGCUCAGAAAUUCGUUGACGCAGGAGUAUUCCUGCAUCCAUGUGAAGAGCAUGGAAAUAUACCAGGGUGGUUUAGGCUUGUCUUUGCGCAGGAGGAGGACGUGUUGAGGGAGGGGUUGAGAAGGAUGAUCGGGGUACUAAACAGUUUGGCAUGA
Molecule: messenger RNA, 1026 nt
Organism: Aspergillus luchuensis
Lineage: Eukaryota; Fungi; Ascomycota; Eurotiomycetes; Eurotiales; Aspergillaceae
Product: pyridoxal phosphate-dependent aminotransferase
Exons: 6
Coding region: 1-1026 (341 amino acids)
Biological process (GO): biosynthetic process; amino acid metabolic process
Molecular function (GO): transaminase activity; pyridoxal phosphate binding
Source: RefSeq, a predicted model, not a curated record